AUGAAUGAAAACACUGAAAAUCUUCCUGGCACACCUCCCGAAGUGGCAGAAGCAGCUGGUGCUGUUAACCUGUUACCAGAGAAAUCUCAAAAAUUGUACAAAAUAGCGUACAAUCAAUUCAUGAAGUGGAAACAAGAAAAGAAGAUUACCUCAUUUUCCGAACGGGUGAUAUUAGCAUACUUUGCAGACUUAUCAAGUAAAUACAAAAUUUCUACGCUGUGGACUUAUUACUCCAUGCUACGAAGUACUCUCAACAUCAAUCAUAACAUUAAUAUAGAACAGUACCAUAAAUUAAGAGCAUUCUUAAAGCGUCAAGGAGAAAAUUACCAGCCAAAGAAAGCGAAAACGCUUAGUCCUCAACAAAUAACUAAAUUCAUCACUGAAGCCCCUGAUGUAAAAUAUCUAGCAACGAAGGUGGCUUUGAUAAUGGGCAUAAUGGGUGCAUGUAGGACUCAAGAACUGCAUUCAAUGCGAAUUCAAGACAUCAAAGAUUUGAAUUCAGCUUUUUUGGUAACACUGCCCAACACUAAAACAAAGAUUAGAAGAUCUUUCACAGUAACUGAAGAUUACUAUUUAAUAUGCAAAAAGUAUCUUGAUUUACGUCCAGCUGAAGUGCAAUCAGAUGUGUUUUUCCUUAAUUACCAGAAUGGUAAAUGUACUAUGCAGAGAAUAGGUAUCAAUAAAUUUGGUGGUAUGCCGAAAGAAGUUGCAGCAUAUUUGGGGCUCCCAAAUCCAGAAUUAUUUACUGGACACUCUUUUCGUAGAUCCUCGGCUACUUUAUUGGUGGAUGGUGGAGGGGACAUAACCGAUUUAAAACGCCACGGAGGAUGGAAAAGCUCCUCCGUGGCAGAGGGCUACAUAGAUAACAGUGUGAGAUACAAACUAGAAACAUCAAAGAAAAUUUUUAAACAGGUGAAUCCCUCGUCAACACCAUGUACAUCAAUUCGAGCUCCUGUAAUGGCAGAAAACUGUGAAAACAUAGAGGAGUAUGCUGCUGUAAACUGCGAUAAAGUUGUGAUGAAUCCAUCUCCCCCAUGUACAUCAAGUGAAACUAAUUGUGGUUUAAGAGAAACUAGUAAUUUUGUUAAAAAUUCCCAUUCCCUCAGUAGUAAUGUCAGUGUUGACAUGAAAGGCAAGCCAAUACAGAUUUCAAACUGCAGUGGCCAUUUUACAUUUAAUUUUCUUGCUAAGACAAGUAAUAAUAAUAAUUAAUUAC
This is a messenger RNA of Zophobas morio, 1216 nucleotides long. RefSeq lists its product as uncharacterized. Bases 1 to 1212 code for a protein of 403 amino acids. The transcript has 2 exons. Gene Ontology annotation, molecular function: DNA binding. The record is from RefSeq and is a predicted model, not a curated record. Gene Ontology annotation, biological process: DNA integration; DNA recombination. NCBI's taxonomy places the organism in Eukaryota, Metazoa, Arthropoda, Insecta, Coleoptera, Tenebrionidae.